Brassica napus (rape) is the source of this 1273-nucleotide messenger RNA. Its product is annotated as small polypeptide DEVIL 7-like. The record is from RefSeq and is a predicted model, not a curated record. The coding region runs from base 903 to 1058 and encodes 51 amino acids. NCBI's taxonomy places the organism in Eukaryota, Viridiplantae, Streptophyta, Magnoliopsida, Brassicales, Brassicaceae. The transcript has a single exon. Gene Ontology annotation, biological process: negative regulation of cell population proliferation.
UUGGGAGAUGAAUUUGUAUAGAAUUUGUGAAUUUUAAGAGUUGAUAGAUGUUAAAAGGUUAUUUUUUAAAUAUUUAUAAAUAUAAAUAUAAAUUCAAAAAUGAUAAAACAAUAUAAAAAGAAUUAUAUAUCCAAAAAUGUAAGAGUAUAUAAAAUGUAAUGAAUUAUAGUUUUGGACAUAUAAUUUGGAUUUAAAGUGCAAUAGAUAAAUUUGUAUAGAGUAUAUAGUUUUGGACAUAUAAUUUGGAUUUAAAGUGCAAUAGAUAUUUGGUAAGUAUAACUAUUUUGUUUUCUAGUUUUUUUUAUCACAUGAAAUUUGAAAAUCACAUGGAUACAUAUGAUAUUUUAAAAAUUGAGUCUUAUAAGUAAAAAUGAAUAGAAUUCAUCUCCCUAAAUCCAAAUCAAAUGCCACUAAAUCGUCUAUAAUGAAAAGAAAUAUUAGCAGUUGUCCAUUAGUUUGCAAGACCAAUUUUUACUUAAAACUGAAGAUCAGAUUUGGACGGUCGCAUAACCGUCUAUCCUAACAUAACCCACUCAUAUAUACAAAAUAAAUUCAUCAAAAAUGUUAAAGAAAAAAAAUCUAUCACAAAUAUCUUUAUCGAUGAUGAUUCUUUGAACUGAAAGGAGACAAGAAAACAAUACAUCAAAUAUUUUCAACCAUAAUGGGAAGCUAGCCGGUCACACUCCACAAGCGGCUUUUGUUUUAGGGUUUUUUUUCUUGACGGGUCCUGAAUCAAUUGUGUGGAAUAGUUUCUCCUUAUCUCAUUUUCCCUCUCACUCCAAUAUAAUGAUGAACCUUCACUUCCUUUUAAACAUCCUUUAAACAUCACACAAUCAUCAAGUUACACCUAAACAUUAUAAUUAAAGAAACAAAAUAAGCUUAUAUAUAUAGAGAGAAAAAUAAUGAAGAAAAAGUCAAAGGAUGAGGCAUUGAAGAAUUGGGAGAAGAAGAAGAAGCCGUCUUCACCAAAACGGGUUGAGAAGUCUCUGAAAAAGAAGAGAGGAAGGCUCUACAUUAUUGUGAAAUGUAUUGCUAUGCUUCUUUGUUCGAACGAGUAAUCAUCAAUACAAUACACACACAUUUGUAUGUAUAAAUGAUGACAUAGAGGCAUUAAAAAAGGAAACAUAUAUAGGUCACCUGCCACAUAUCUCUUCGCUCUACGUACGGUGUUUCUUUUCAAUUUUAUGCAGGUGUAUUGUUGUUGUUAAUAUGAAUUUCUCAAUAUUUUUCUUGUCAACUAUACAUAUAUGUAAUGUACCCCCAAUAUUUUUUU